UUUGAGGACCCAUUUUCAACCUAUAACUUUUCUCCCUUGAGGUAACUUAGUAAGAGUCCAGGUGUUUUGUUUUUUUCUCUGUGGAGCCUCAAGCUCUUCAGUUGCAGCUUGUUUCCACUUCUGGACUUCUGGUUGUGGUAGCCGGAAUACUUCCUCCCAGGAUGAGGGUUCUGGCUGUUCCGCCGUUCUUGUGAGGUAGGACAAUCUCGGGGCUGGAACACCUCUGUUUGAGCGCGUUGGUCGCCUCACCUCACCCUCUGUGGUCUCGCCCAUUACCUCAGGUGCGUGGUUGGAUCUGGACCUGCUGUCUCCUCCUCCUCAAUUCUGCUGAGAUCAGGAAGCAUAAUCAGUCGUCAGGGUGUUUUGGUCUGGUUGCUGGCUUCGCUGAAGAAGGAGCUCUUUCAUUCUCAUCAGAAUACACCAAUCUGCCUCUGGCUAUCCGGCUGGUGUCAGGAGCCAGAAUUCUGUAGCCUCUGGAUUGUGCUGAGAGCCUACAAAUUCCCUUUUGUGGUCCUAGCCGCUAAGCCGUGCUUCCAAAGACACACAAAUGUAUCAUGGACGGCUUAUGACAUGGAUGGCUUAUGACCAUGCCAAAGUUCAUAUGGUGUUGUGCCUAUAGGCUUUGUGUGCAUUCUGUUUUGUGUGUAUGUAGCAGUCAUGAUGCCUUCCCCCCAGAGUUUCCUGUGGGAGGUGCGUGUCAGCAAGCAUGCAUCUUAUCAGGUCCAGGAGGCUUCUGUUUUUUCUUCUGAGACUCCAUUUGGGACAGAUUGUAAGCUACUGUGGUUUGAUGCACGAUUCCAUGUUCUCUCAGGAACUGCGGGGUGGCGCUGGACAUAAACUCUUCUUCCAUUGUCUGUGCACAGGAUCUUUGGCUUCCAUCCAGAUUUGUUGCUUGCCAUGGCACGUAGUCCUGGAGUUACUCGAGCAUCUGUGAUGUCUCCUUUUCCUGCAUGCUCCGGAUUGACUCAUAGCUCCUGUGUCCCAGAUGUCUCUGCCACAGUUGCUACCGUAGCAGUUUUCAUGCAGGCACGACUUAGCGAGGUUCACUUCAUUGGACUGGUAUGCCUCAGUGCUGAACCAGGCUGGUCUUUCUUUGGCUGUCUUUGAUACAGGUUGCUUCUGCACACUGUACAGGCCUUUGCAUUCAGAGCCUACAAGGCAAACUUAUCCAUUCUGGGUAACAACACAUUGUCUGUUUCUAAUAUACAGCUCAAAGCCUUGUUUUCUCUAGCUUGGAUGUUGAAAGCAAGGAGCCUGAGAAGUCAGGGAUAUACAAGACAUCUCUCACAAAAAACUCAUUAAUUGAUCCAUCCUAGGAAUUGCAACACAAAAUUCCUUCGCCUCUCUUCCUUGCUUUAAUUGUAGUAUUAUUGCCCAAAUGAACAAUCUCUUCGGGAAUAUCAAGCAAUUCAGUAUAGAAAUCCAAAUUUUUUGAGAGAUGAACUGAGGACCCACUGUCUAAUAUGAAUCUUCCAUUUCCUUGAAACAGUGAGGCACUAAAAUUCUUAUUGGAAUUUGCACGCUUAAUAAUGAAUUAAAGAAAAUAUUUAAAAUGACAUUUCCUAAGAAGCCAGAAUCCUUCCUGCUGGGAAUAACACAAGGUGUAAUCUCUACAACUAAUUUAACAUUUUUUAUGUAUGCUUCUACAGUGGCCAGAAUUAUAUAUGCACAGAAAUGGAAGAGUAAUGAACUGCCUUCAAAAGAAGACUGGCUGAUAAAAAUUUUGGAAUAUGCGGAGACGGCAAAACUUACAGCACUAAUAAGAGACCAAAACUUGGAAUGUUUUAAAGAAGACUGGAAACCAUUCUUGUUGUAUCUAAAGAAUUACUUUCCUACUAUGGACUUUACAGCAGGGUUUGAAAUUUAGCAAAAAACUGCAGGUUGGAUAGAUUAGCUAUGUUUGUAAGGGUUUGAAUUUAUGUUUUGAAGUAUUAUUAUUAUAGCAAGGGUAAAUUUUAUAGCUGAUGAUUCACGAAGAGAUGUGUGCGGGGAGUCCACCUUUUUGUGUGUAUUUGCAAUGAAUGGCUGUUAAAAUUAAUAAAAAUUGAAUUUGGGGAGAGAAAAAAAGGAAUUUGCACGCUUAAAGUUCUUAGUUAAAUUCCUCUCAGUAAAAUCGACUCUGUUUGUCUGAUUCCUGGGACAGCUCGCCACCUUGGGACCAGAUUGGCUACACAGAAAACAUCUAAUGGGCAUUUGUCCCAGUUGCCCUCAUUCCAGGAGCAGUCUCCCUGGUCAUGUGACCUCUCUGUCUGGAUUGAGUAUCCUUGGUAUAAAACUCUACAAGAUCUCAGCCUUCCAUGGGGAGCAGGCAGCCUUCGAACGAACGGUCUCUCAGCAAGUUGUCUAGCACACUUCCACGCCCCACCCAGGCAUUGCUUACUGUUCAUCCGACUUGGGUAUGUCCCUAGCUAAAGGAUGGGCUCCGAUUACAGUGGAAAAAGGAGCAUUGGGUCUUACCUGUGAAGGGUCCUUUUUCACCGUAAUCGGAGCCCAUCCACCCUGACCCGCGGAAGCAAACUUAAUAUUGGAGGAUAAUAAGCAUAGUUGGGGCCAACACUGAAACUAUGAUCACCGGGGCUAGUUCAUGUGUAUAUAUGUGUACUAUAUAGAGGCGUUGGUGUGACAAUGGUUAGUAAAUAUUAGUAGAUAUUACCGCUCAUGUGGAUGGGCAAGGGCUAAUCUAAUCCAUUUCCAACCUUAGAAAAGAUCAUUCCUUUUUUGGCUAAGCUAACCUCAAAACAGAGCUCUCUCUCCAGUAGUUUUUCACAGCAUCCUUCAGCACGACAGUCGGAACUGGGGAUUAGCGAUCAACCUAGCCUCCAGGAAAACUCUGCUGUGAUCACUUCCUGUCGAUUCUGAUAGCAUGAAGGAAAUACCCUAGCUAAAGGAUGGGCUCUGAUUACGGUGAAAAAGGACCCUUCACAGUGAAGUGUGAAUCUGACUCUCCUGGUGUGGUGUACCUGCCAGCUGAACUAGAGGUGCUAAAUGGCCCGGAGUAUUUCCGUCUUCAGCGUACAGAUCGUUACUUGCCAGGAAAUGCUUCUCUCAGCUCCCGCUCUGAGACCUUCCUCUUCCUCCACCGUCAGCUCACAGCAAAGCCUGCCAUCCAAGCUUCCUACCUGCCUUUCACUGCCCAGCAGGCAGUCCCAACUGACGACUCCGAAUUCACAGAUGUCUCUUCUGCUUGGGACGUCCGGGCUGUAUCCAUUGAGGGUACAGUGUCUCCUUAUGAGCCAUACUCUAGGGUCCUAUUCCAUCUCCAAGGGCAAGAAUGGAUGUUGGGACAACAGGCCCUACCUUGCGUCACCCUACAUGUCUUCCACCAGGCCCAGGUGGUUCACAAAGCCUGCCACCUCCAGGCACCCCUGGGGGUGUGUGUAGUGGAACUAGAGCUGCCGCCUCGCUGGUUCUCUCCUCCGCCUGCCAGCAGUCAGCGCAAACCUGAGGAUUCUACUCUCACUCCCCUACGGGCUGAGCUGUACUACACCCUGGGGCCCUCUGUGCCUGGGAAGACACCUGGAGAGUGCCCCCACGUGAGACCCCCAGAAAGACCACGGCCAGGGACAGAGGGCACCAAGGAGCAUCUGCACUACGUGGGCCCUGUUGAGAUCAGGGUGAUGAGCCCACCACGACGGCAGGAAGUGCGGCUGGAUGAUAACGUGAUGGUCCGGGUUCCUGACAUGGCCCUGCGCCCGGGGCAGCUCUUCACUGCCACCCUCAUUUUGCAGCAGAACUUCACUGCUGACCUGCUGACACUCCGAAUCAAGGUGAAGAAAGGGCUCCAGGUUCUGGCAGCUCGCCCCACCAGACCUGAGGCUUGGACUGUGAAGCUGGACAAAUUCAAGGGUACCAAACACCACACAGCUCUGGUCACCUGUCGCCGUUCCCUUAGCAGUGGGCUGGACUGGAGGGCAGCCGAUUCUCCAGAGUUCCUGUAUCUGGAUUUUGUAGUGGAGAAUGGCACAGGGGGCCUGUCUUCUACACGUCCUGUCACUUGGCAAGUGGAGUAUCCUGGCCAGGACCCUGAGGCUGAGAAGGACAAGAUGGUGUGGGAGAUACAAGUCUCAGAGCGAGAUGUACGGGCUUUGGUUCCACUGGUGAAGGAGCAGGAGAUUGUGAACACUGCACUCCUAACAGGAAUUCCUUACUCGGUGCCUGUGAAACUGGUUGUGGUAGAGACCGGGGGAGCUGUGUCUGAGGUCACUGAGCAGAUGGGCUGUGAAUCUUCUAACAAACAGGUCUUGCAGGUGUCGGAUGUGUGCGAUGCUGUCUACGUAGGGGGGAAAGAGAGCCGAGGGGCACGUGGUGUCCGGGUUGAUUUCUGGUACCGCCGGCUCCAUGCUUCCCUGCUCUUCACUGUCUGGGCCCCGCUAUUGCCUCUGCGUAUUGAGCUGACAGACACCUCCCUGGAGCAGGUGCGGGGCUGGAGGGUCCCUGGCCCUGCCCCAGAAAGCAGCUCAGCAGAUCCUGAAGAGGGAGGAGAGGAAGCUGAGAGGAGAGCACGCGGCUGCCGGCUCCAGUACCAGCGUGCCGGGGUUCGUUUCCUUGCCCACUUUGUGGCUCACCCACUAGAUGGUGGCCGUCACUUGACCUACAUGCCAAGCUCCGAUUGGCUGCUGGAUGUUUCACAUCUGGUGCAAAAGCAUGCUCGAAUCCAGGACCCCCGAGUGGCGACACUGGAAGGUGGGAGCGUGGUGAUUGGCCGUGAGCCAGGAAUGACAUCUGUGGAGGUGCGCUCUCCUGUUUCUGACUCCAUCUUGGGGGAGCAGACCCUCGUGGUGUCGGAGGAGAAGGUUUCCAUCUCAGAGCUGCAGGCUCAGCUGGUCUCCGGCGUCUCACUGACUCUUUCUGUGGAGCCGGGGCACCCCAAUGUCUUCACGGCCACGUGCCAGGGACUCUCAGCCCUGCGUUUCCUGAAGCAGGAAGCAGUGCUAAGCUUCUGGCUGGUAUUCACUGAUCACACCUUGGCUCCCAUAGAGCUGUACAAUGGGCGUGACGUGGCGGUCUCACUUUCUUCUCUGAACCCUAGCGUGGUCUCCGUGCGGCUGGGUGAGGAGCAGGCCCGCCCAGUGAUUGUUGCUGAGAGCCUGGGCCGAGGGUCCCUCCUGCAGCUCAGCCUGCAUUCCCCAGACUCCUGCCGCAAGGGCAAGCACAGGGCUCCACUCUCCCAAGGCACAGUGUGGCUGGAAGUGAACUUUGGACAGCAGCCCCCAACAACCAGCAGCCCGCGUCAACAAGAUCACCAUCGCCAUGACGAGUCCCCCUUCCAGCGAGCAGAAGGUGCCAUGUCGGGGGAAGCAGUGACAGUUGCAGCUGUCACAGAGAGUGGAAGGGGAUCGCGGAGGCGUGACCCAGUGGGGGUGGGGCCACCAAUGACCAAAUUUGAGGGUCCUGGUGGUAAUUCUUAUGAGGAUGCUGAACAGGAGGGUGUGGAGGAGGAGGAGGGGGAGAAGGAGGAGGAAGAUGAGAUGGUGAAGGCCCCUGCAAGAGUAACAGACCUGGAGAUUGGUAUGUACGUUCUCCUGGGUGUUUUCUGCCUCGCCAUCUUCAUCUUCCUCAUUAACUGUGUGGUCUUUGUUCUCCGUUACCAGCGCAAGGAGCCUCCAGAUGCUGGUUCCGGGCCAGCCUCUUCGACCCAACAGCCCCACAACUGGAUCUGGCUGGGCACUGGCCAGGAGGAGCUUGACCGGCAGCUGGAUCUGUGCACCCAGCACUGCCAAGACCAACCCCUUGACCCUUCCAGUACCAACGAUGGGUGCUGCUGCUGUGCGGGGCCAGAGGGCAAAAUGGAGGCUGUGGCCCAAGAGAGCCCAGCUCUACCAGGGACAGAAACCACUGUUUCUGCCAGUACUCUGGGCCCAACUGGCCCAGGAAGCCCUGCCCUUGCCACCACCUUGUCCAGGAAAAAGGACGGCAGGGAGGUCGGUGGCCGGCGGAAGCGUGUGGAGUUUGUGACCUUCGCCACUCCCCCUGGCUCUGCCCCCAGCCCCCCUGCCUCCGCUCCUGCUGUCCAGUCCAUCCUGGUGGCCAGUGAAGAUGACAUCCGUUGGGUGUGUGAGGACAUGGGGCUGCACGACCCCGAUGAGCUGCGCAGCUACAUGGAGAGGAUCCGGGGCAGCUCCUGACCUCAGGCUCUCCUGGGCCUCACCCAUAUCCCUAUGGGCAAACCAAUAAGGGACCAGCAUUUGCCCCCCUUGGGUGCUCUCCUAGGAUCAUCCCGCUGGGCUUUCUACCUGUUCCUUCUAGUGGGGACUCUCCACAACAGGAAACUAGCCUUGGGUCACUCUGCUAGGGAAAGCUGAGCCAGAGAUACUCUGGAUCUCUAUGUUAGAGAUCUCCAUCCUUGGCUGUACCAUUAAGCCCAUCCUCUUUUCAUUCUGGAGAGGGGUUUACAGGUCAGAGUCGACCCCCUCUUGCUACGGUCUCAGUGGAGUUAGCUCUCUCUCCUGUGGAUAGAAGACCCCUCGAGUCCUCGUUGCUUCUCCACCCCCACCCCCAACGCAGGAUUUUAUGAGGUGGGAGGCGAGGGGCUUACAGACUGGAAAUCAACUGAACACCAGCAGCCAGCCAACUGUGAUGUGCUCUGGAGGGGAACCUGGGGGCCUGCUCCUGGACCUCCCUUAUUGCUUUGAUUCUCAUUGCCAGUUUGUGUCCAUUGUGAUGGUUUUAACAGCGAGUGUCCUCCCUCCUUCCCUCCCUGUGGUCUGAGCCUGGGGCUCUUCCCCUUCCGCCUCCCCCACCUUGUAGCCGGGCAAGGGCAGAUCUCCAGGGAGCCCUGGCCGGUCCUUGUUCACCCCGGCUGCGUGCCUGGUGUCCUUGACAGUUUUGUACAAUCGCUCAUAUUUUAUACCUGUAGUAUUGGGAAGCUGCCAGGCAAGUCCUUUAUUUAUGGAAGAUUUUUAAUUCUUACAUUGUUAAAAAAUAAAAUAAAUAAUAAUGGAGGGGGAGAAAAGAAAACCCACCAAAGAUU
This is a messenger RNA of Hemicordylus capensis (graceful crag lizard), 6970 nucleotides long. It is a transcript of the gene TMEM132A, whose product is annotated as transmembrane protein 132A. The record is from RefSeq and is a predicted model, not a curated record. Bases 2889 to 6125 code for a protein of 1078 amino acids. NCBI's taxonomy places the organism in Eukaryota, Metazoa, Chordata, Lepidosauria, Squamata, Cordylidae. The transcript is spliced from 11 exons.